Molecule: messenger RNA, 1094 nt
Organism: Monopterus albus (swamp eel)
Lineage: Eukaryota; Metazoa; Chordata; Actinopteri; Synbranchiformes; Synbranchidae
Product: suppressor protein SRP40-like
Exons: 2
Coding region: 87-572 (161 amino acids)
Source: RefSeq, a predicted model, not a curated record
UCCAAACACACUGACAUGUGAUUCAGCCCCAAACUUACUUCCACCUGCCAUCAGAGGUACAGCAGAGAGCCGUACACAGCAACACCAUGUCUCUGGAAGAUUACGACUCAGGGUUCGAGUCUGAUGAAAGUGAUGACGAGCCUGAGAGUGACAGGAGUGAUGCUGAGGUGACUUACCAGGAGCUUGUCCAGCUGUACAACCAGCUCAUGUGCUUUGACCACAUCUACGCCAACAACAUAAUGAUAGACAUGGAGUAUUUUCAACAGCACCUGGUUGACGAGGCUGAAUCAAGCUCCGACUCUGACAGUGAUGAUGAUUGGUCGACUGCCUUCCACAAUAUAGUUAUCGCCAGUAUUUUGGAAACCGUGUUCCAUUCAAGUUCCUCCACGUCAUCUUCCGGGGAUGACUCUAACACCGAUGACUGCGGUGUGAGCUGCGCUCAGGAUUCUGUCCUGCUACAUGAGGAGGCGACCUCCUCGUCCUGCUCCACUUCUUCCACAGAUGAUGCAGAUGAACAGACAACCAACACAGACAGCGGGAACAGUUUACAGGGUGACGUUGCCGGGGAGUGAUCGUGAGCAACUAUCCAAUAAACAACUGAAUCAGGCAGUGCAGGCUGAAUGACGGUUGGCUCAGUCUGAACACAUCUUUCCACUCUCUGCCAUCAUGUUGACUCCAAUCACAUGAAAACAUCACCUUUUCCUUCUUUGUGCCAUAAAGUAAUGGAGCAGCAAAUCAAAAUUUCUUGUGCAACUCUUAAUUUGAAAGUUCUGCAUGACACAGUUUUGUACACUCCAGAAGUCACUUUAAGGCAAUGAGAUGGUGGAAGCUGCUAAAAAUACUGUGUGGCACUUACCUUGUGUUGGGUUAAUAACACACAACCCAAUACAGUCUGUGCUAACACAUACUUUACCCUGCAACACUCAUGAUCAUCGGACUAAGAACAUACAACAGGCUUACUGUCAAUGUGAAGUGUGUGAAACCUGGUACAGCAUUAAAUGUAAUUUGCAAUCAUGACAGUGUAAGACUUGCCGAGGUAAUCUCACCUCAACAACUGAAGACCCACAAUCGCUCUUUUUGUACGGCUCAGUGGA